Cyprinus carpio (common carp) is the source of this 2438-nucleotide messenger RNA. Its product is annotated as cAMP-dependent protein kinase catalytic subunit alpha. Gene Ontology annotation, cellular component: nucleus; cAMP-dependent protein kinase complex. Gene Ontology annotation, molecular function: ATP binding; cAMP-dependent protein kinase activity; protein kinase A regulatory subunit binding. Gene Ontology annotation, biological process: peptidyl-serine phosphorylation. Lineage: Eukaryota; Metazoa; Chordata; Actinopteri; Cypriniformes; Cyprinidae. The record is from RefSeq and is a predicted model, not a curated record.
GGAUUAUGAAUGAAACCGAUUCUGUAUUGAGAAAGCAAAACACCGCGCCCGCUCACAAAGACGCAACGCGAACAGAGAAACCUGUGUUAAUGAAAUGAAAAUAGAUGACGUUAUUUGUCAGUUUGCGGGGGUGGGAUAAAAUCCUGCAGACUGAUAGCGUUUGGCCAAUCAUCGCUCUCCCUGCGUUGGAUUGCUGAGCUCUUGUCCAAUCAGCUGCGCGCUCUGCUAACGCGUCACAAGCGUAACGGCCAAUGGACGUCGCGUAGGUCUCGCUGUAGCAGGAGUUCCCUGUAGCUGACUGUGGAUUGAGGAUUAAUGGAAGGGGUCUGACUGUCGAAUUAUGCGAGCUACAUAGUGCACACGACCGAAUUGGUUUAUCAACGUAAACACGCAAACGGUCACGCUACCGACAAGGUGCGGCGAAGUCGGCGGGUUGCGACCGGAAUCGCGCGAGGACGGUGAAAACAAGGGCUCGUGGCGCUCAAGAGGAAAGUCGAGGGCCUCGCCAAGGGUUAGCUGAGCGAGGAAGAGGAGCGAGAGAAGGAGAAGAAGAAGACGGGCUCUUAGUGCUAUUUCAGCGGACCGGACCCGACCCAGGAGAGUUGAGAGACGUUACCAAAACCGAAGCUCUGCAAGCAGACAACUACUGUUAGCUAGCUAGCGCGCGCUCGCUAGCUAGCUAACCAACCAACCAACCACUAUCCACCUCCAGACCUAUUUGAUCUGACAGCGUACUGUGAUCCAUCGAGUUAUGAUCAGACAUAGCUAGUGCAACGGACGCAGAAAUCGUAUGAGCAGUAAGGGGACGGAGACUGAAGACAGUUGGCGUCAAGAAAAGUCGAUUUAGAUCUGUUAUACCUGGCCUGCAAUCAUGGGCAACGCGCCCACCGCCAAGAACAAGGGCAAUGAGAUGGAGAGCGUUAAGGAGUUUCUUGCUAAAGCCAAAGAAGAUUUCCUAAAGAAAUGGGAGAACCCAGCACAGAAUACUGCAUCUCUGGACCAUUUUGAGAGGUUGAAGACUCUAGGCACUGGCUCAUUUGGACGAGUCAUGCUAGUCAAGCACAAAGAAUCAGGCCAGCAUUUUGCCAUGAAGAUCCUCGACAAACAGAAGGUGGUGAAACUGAAACAGAUAGAACACACGCUGAAUGAGAAACGCAUCCUGCAGGCCGUCAGCUUCCCGUUCCUUGUGCGAUUGGAGCACUCGUUCAAGGAUAAUACUAACCUGUAUAUGAUAAUGGAGUAUGUUCCUGGAGGAGAGAUGUUCUCUCACUUACGUAGAAUCGGCCGGUUUAGUGAGCCUCACGCCCGAUUCUACGCCGCCCAGAUAGUUCUGACCUUUGAAUACCUUCACUCACUUGAUCUUAUCUACCGAGAUCUGAAGCCUGAAAACCUGCUCAUAGACCAGCAGGGCUACAUACAGGUAACAGAUUUUGGAUUUGCUAAACGUGUAAAGGGCAGGACCUGGACACUGUGUGGCACACCCGAGUACCUGGCGCCAGAAAUCAUCCUCAGUAAAGGUUAUAAUAAAGCAGUGGACUGGUGGGCUCUGGGGGUGCUGAUCUAUGAAAUGGCUGCCGGUUACCCUCCGUUCUUUGCCGACCAGCCCAUCCAGAUCUACGAGAAGAUUGUUUCUGGGAAGGUUCGCUUCCCCUCACAUUUUAGCUCUGACCUGAAGGACCUGCUGAGGAACCUGCUGCAGGUAGAUCUGACGAAGCGCUUUGGAAACCUCAAGAACGGCGUCAACGACAUCAAGGGCCACAAAUGGUUUGCAACCACCGACUGGAUCGCAAUCUACCAGAAGAAGGUGGAAGCCCCCUUCAUCCCUAAGUGCAAAGGCCCCGGUGACACCAGCAACUUUGACGACUACGAGGAAGAAGAAAUCCGGGUCUCUUUCUCAGAGAAAUGUGGAAAGGAGUUUGCUGAAUUCUAGAAGCAGCAGCGGAGGAGAGGGACGGAGAGAAAUUAGAUGUGGGGCAACAGAGAGGAGAAAACGUUUUCCAGGGUGGUGAUGAUGAUGAUGAUGAUGAUGGACUGAGCCUUAUCCGGUAACAACAACGUAGAGCCCUCACACACAGAUGGAGGGAGAAGAAGAACAAAGUCCUGAGAGAGACGCCAGCAGUGUUGCCUUUUCAGAUCCUUCGUCACAUGUUACUUGUCCAUUUUCAUGUUUUCCCUCUUGUUUGGUAGCCAGGGUCCAUUGGGCAGAGAUUCGGUCACUUCUCUGUGACUGGCUGGCAUGGGGAUAUUUGUGACUACUACUUUUUUUUUUUUUUUUUUUUUUCAGAGAUAUAGAGGUUACUUUCUGGUACUGAAUUUUGGCUUCUCCAGAUAAUUUUUUUUUUUCUUUUUUUUUUUUAAUUAGCAAAGGUGUCCUUGCUCUGUAGUUCUCCACCCUGUCACAUCAUGUUUACGUCCUGUGCACUUAUUGGCACCCAAUG